Molecule: messenger RNA, 633 nt
Organism: Helobdella robusta
Lineage: Eukaryota; Metazoa; Annelida; Clitellata; Rhynchobdellida; Glossiphoniidae
Exons: 3
Coding region: 1-633 (210 amino acids)
Source: RefSeq, a predicted model, not a curated record
AUGCUAACGACAGUAACUUUUCGCGGGUUUUCAGUUUCGGUUCGUCGGUUCCAUUACGUUCAGGGCCAGAUAAGUUUAUCAAAUGUUAGGGAAUAUUUCUACUACAUCGACCACCGAGGACAGUUGUUUUUGGAUGAUGCUAAAAUAAAAAACUUCACCACUUGUUUCAAAGAUAAAAAGUUUUUAAAAUUUUUCUACACACAUUUGAAGCUGAACGUCGCAGGAAAGUAUGGAAAGCUAUUUCCAUUUAUAUCUCCAUGCGGACCAGAAAUGAACUUCAUUCGUUGCAACAGCUUACCGAUUGUUUAUAAUAAAAUAAUUUCACAAACUGCAGAUCUGAGUUCUGAUUUGCUGUUAUACGCUGGGGAGCAAUUAUCUCAAUCGUUCGUGCCAUCAAAGUUAUUUGUUGAGUCUGUUUCUGGUAGGUUAUAUCAUCCAGGCCCCAAUAUCUGUGGAGGUGUUGGUCUGGUGGCCUCCGAUCUAGCCCAAGAAAUUAGUGACAAAUUUAUUUUUGAAAGUUUAAAAGGUAAUUCACAAGCUCAUAUGCAGGUUACUGAUGUGUUUAAUCACUCACUGAUAAGUAAUAACGAUUUAUCAUAUCACUGUACAUUUCAGAUGUUAAUAUUCAUUUGA